GUUUGGAAGGAGUAGAAUUAGGUUUGGAAGGAGUAGAACUAGGUUUAAGAGUUGAAGUUGUUGGAGUUGGAGGGGGAGUUGGAGGGGGAAUUGGAGGGGAAGUUGGAGGGGGAGUUGGAGGGGGAGUUGGAGCAGUUGAAGUGCCACAGGACGGAUCAGUGCUUCCACAGCAUGGAUCGCUGCUUCCACAGCACGGGUCAGCGUUUCCACAGCACGGAUCGGUGCUUCCACAACACGGAUCGGUGCUUCCACAGCACGGGUCAGCGUUUCCACAGCAUGGAUCAGGGUUUCCACAACAAGGGUCAGCGCUUCCACAACAAGGAUCAGGGUUAUUACAGCACGGAUCUCCACAGCAUGGAUCAUUACUUCCACAACAAGGGUCGGUACUAUUACAGCACGGAUCUCCACAGCAUGGAUCAUUACUUCCACAACAAGGGUCGGUACUAUUACAGCAGGGAUCUCCACAGCACGGGUCUCCACAGCACGGAUCAUUACAACAAGGGUCAGGACUAUUACAGCACGGAUCAGCGCUUCCACAACAAGGAUCAGGGUUAUUACAGCACGGAUCUCCACAGCAUGGGUCUCCACAGCACGGAUCAUUACUUCCACAGCAAGGAUCAUUACUUCCACAGCACGGGUCAGUGCUUCCACAGCAAGGAUCAUUACUUCCACAGCACGGGUCAGUGCUUCCACAGCACGGGUCAGCGCUUCCACAACACGGGUCAGCGCUUCCACAACACGGAUCACUGGGGUCACAUGCUCUGUAA
This is a messenger RNA of Paraglomus occultum, 767 nucleotides long. Lineage: Eukaryota; Fungi; Glomeromycota; Glomeromycetes; Paraglomerales; Paraglomeraceae. The record is from the annotation of a GenBank genome assembly.